AUGGCGGGAACCGUUUGUAGAAGAUUCAAUGUCAAUGGGCAUGAAAAUAUCUCCACAAGCAUUGAAGUAAACUGGACAAACAACAUCACAGCCUUUGACUCCUCUAGUAACAGGACAGCAGAAGUACUGGACAAAUACAUUAUCUAUGUGUUGGAGAUCUUCACCAACUGUGUUCUCCUCAACAUAAUCUCCUUAUUUGGAAUUAUUGGUAACAUCAUUAACAUCAUCGUUCUCUGGAAGCACGGAUUUCGAGAAACGACCAACAUUCUCCUUAUUUCUUUGUCCGCCUUUGAUCUUAUGUGCAGCAUCAUUCUUCCAGUGACUAGACUGAAGUAUAUCGUGAGCCAAUUCGAUGAGGGCUUGGCUAUUUCCUUCAACACCUUUGCUACCGUAUACCUGUUCAUGCCCAAGUAUGCCUGUUUGGCCACUAGUUUUACUUAUGUUACAAUAAUUGCAGUCGAGCGGUUUACUGCUGUAUUCUUUCCGUUUAAAGUUUCCCGCAUCUUUAGUAGUUCCAACACAAAAGUCAUAGCAGCAGUCACUCCAAUGUGUUGCCUCCUUGCCUUGUCUCCAACAUUUUCCGCUCUGACAUACAGAUGGAACUUCGAUGCCAGAUUCAACGAGACAACAGCAGUUCUUGAAUACACUCAGUUUUAUCGUGAAAAUCACGAUUUCUUGGACUUGUAUGUUUGGGUGGGACUCAACAAUUUCUUCGGCAGCUCUAGCAAUGUGAUUAUUACUUCCUGUUGUGUAUCCAUCCUUGUGAAACUAUCUCGAGUCACCGCAAAGAGAGAAGCAUUGACAUCACGGAAAACAGGAUAUGACGUCCGAGUGGUCAAAAUGUUGGUCACCGUCUGUGUUGUGUUUCUGGCCGCCUCCACGCCCAACAUUGUCUUGUAUUCAUAUUUCGCACCAAACUAUAUUUUCGUCUCUCCAGUGAAUGAACUUGUCGACAAUAUUUGCGUUGUUUUUUACGCGGUCAACGGUUCAGCAAAUUUCUUAGUCUAUGUCACCAUGUCCAAGAAAUUUGCGAACACUUACAAGAUGCUUAUGUCUUGCAGCAAGACCUGA
Molecule: messenger RNA, 1071 nt
Organism: Candidula unifasciata
Lineage: Eukaryota; Metazoa; Mollusca; Gastropoda; Stylommatophora; Geomitridae
Source: the annotation of a GenBank genome assembly